Molecule: messenger RNA, 1353 nt
Organism: Lodderomyces margitis
Lineage: Eukaryota; Fungi; Ascomycota; Pichiomycetes; Serinales; Debaryomycetaceae
Gene: DUN1
Product: serine/threonine protein kinase
Exons: 2
Coding region: 1-1353 (450 amino acids)
Biological process (GO): protein phosphorylation; mitotic DNA damage checkpoint signaling
Cellular component (GO): nucleus
Molecular function (GO): protein serine/threonine kinase activity; protein binding; ATP binding
Source: RefSeq, a predicted model, not a curated record
AUGUCACUAAUACGAAAAAGACAACUCAUAACCACUGAGGAAGAAGAUGCUCAUCAAGUUAAACGACAAGCGACUACAAUAACCACUCCCUUGAUUGCCAAACUAUACAGCACACGAGGUGCUCCCACUAUCGAUGUUCCCAACAAGUCAACGAUAUUUCUCGGUCGAAGCAAAGCAUGUGAUGUUCAACUACAAGGAGUUGACGUUUCCUCCAAACACUGUCAAUUAGAUCGUAUCACAUCGGAAAGUCAAGACAAGACUAGAGAAUAUUUGCAAUUGACUGAUUUAAGUUCAAAUGGGGUCUAUAUCAAUGGAGAAAAAAUGGAUCGCCAGACCAGUUCAAUUUUGAAAACAGGAGAUAAAUUACAAUUUGCCAAAACUGGAGGCAACUAUAUUUUUCGAUACACAUACGACAUCACCAAUGAUGUAUCAUCCGAUGUGCCUUUACAUGAUAAUUCACAUGUCGGUAAAUCGUUUAAAAACUCGUUUUUCGAUGAUUACAUCCUUGGUAAGCAAUUAGGUACUGGUCAUUAUGCCAUUGUACGUGAAGCCAAGAAUAAGCAAACGGGACAAGUUGUAGCCGUAAAGGUUUUUCAUCCAAACAAGACAAAUUCAGCAGCACAGGAUGCCAAAUUACAACAAGAAAUGAAUCUUUUGCUCUCGAUAAAUCAUCCAAACAUUGUCCAAUUUGUCGGCCAUUAUAUUGAACCCAAUAAUAAAAAUUCCGUCAAUACUUAUUUAGUGUUGGAAAAAGUCAAUAAUGGGGAGCUUUUUCAACGAAUUGUGAAUAAGCAGAAACUACGAAGUGAUGAAACUAGAGCUAUCUUCAAACAAUUGUUGAGUGGAUUGAAAUAUUUACAUGAUAAUGAUAUAAUCCAUCGAGAUAUCAAGCCGGAAAACAUAUUGUUGGAUAUAACAAGACGAGAAAAUCCUCAACAAGAACAGACUGGGCCGUGGGACCCCGAUGAACUUGAGUUGCGAGUGAAGAUUGCCGAUUUCGGUUUGGCUAAAUUCAUUGGUGAAUUGAAAUUCACAAAUACAUUAUGUGGUACGCCAGCUUAUGUGGCUCCUGAAAUUUUGAAAUAUGAUCGCAAUUAUUCAACAAAGGUUGAUCUUUGGUCAAGUGGUGUGUUGUUGUAUGUGUGUUUAAGUGGGUUUCCCCCGUUUAGUGAUGAAUUAGCACCUCCUAAUAUGAAGGAACAGAUAUUGACGGGGAAAUAUGCAUUUUACUCGCCCUAUUUUGAUGAAAUUGAUGAUGUUGUUUUAGACUUGAUUACGAAUUUGUUGAAAGUCGAUCCCGAAGAACGAUUUGAUGUUGAACAUGCAUUAAACCACGAAUGGUUUCAGGAUUAA